Gongylonema pulchrum is the source of this 263-nucleotide messenger RNA. The record is from the annotation of a GenBank genome assembly. Lineage: Eukaryota; Metazoa; Nematoda; Chromadorea; Rhabditida; Gongylonematidae.
AUCAGCCCGACGUUUAAUCAAAGAAGUGCAUCGGGCAGAGAAUUUUCAACCCCCGAGCCAUCGUUCAGGCGAUUCUAUUCACCACAGCGGGCAGCGGCUUUUCACAGCAAACCGGCAUCGGGUCCAAUGACAGCGUUUGAACGACAAGCAGAAGAUUUCAAAAUUCGACUGCUUGGAAAUAACGGUUUUGGCGACAUUAUGAGAGCGCUGGAGCAUGCAAAAAUUGGAUUUUACGAAAGGUUUGGAAAAUUUUAUUCAUAAAA